Drosophila erecta is the source of this 845-nucleotide messenger RNA. RefSeq names its product larval cuticle protein 16/17 (gene Cpr12A). Gene Ontology annotation, molecular function: structural constituent of chitin-based larval cuticle. Lineage: Eukaryota; Metazoa; Arthropoda; Insecta; Diptera; Drosophilidae. Gene Ontology annotation, cellular component: chitin-based extracellular matrix. The transcript is spliced from 2 exons. Bases 120 to 641 code for a protein of 173 amino acids. The record is from RefSeq and is a predicted model, not a curated record.
CUAAGCAAACAACGCGCGACAGCACACAGGCCACCUGCAGAGCCCAAACAUCCCACACAUCCCACCCAUAAAUCACAUCACCUCCACAUAUCCACACACUCGCACCAUCCCGAGUAAAAAUGGCCACUUCCGGUUCGAUCCUGCUCGCCAUCUUCCUGCUGAGCGCCACCCUCAUUUCCGCCCAGCAGAUCAAAGAGACGGCGCCCAGUGCGCGAUUACUGGAUCGAUUCGAUAACCGAUACCCGGACGGAAGCUACGAGUAUCGAUUUGAAUUGGACGAUGGAACAGCUCGCUACGAGCGCGGAUAUUUCGCCAAGAUCAACGAUGUGAAGACCCUAAUGGUCGUGGGCUACUACGCCUAUCGGAUGACCGACGGGCGUUACAUCACCGUGUUCUACAAUGCCGAUCAAUUUGGCUAUCGACAGAAUCAGUCGAUCACGCCGCAGGAGUAUCCCAACCUGCCGCGCUCCAUCGAGGUGCCCAUGGUCAGCAAGGCAUCCUCGGCAUCCUCGGCAUCCGAUGGCGUCUCCAGCUCCCAAUCCCAAUCCCAGUACCAGUCCAGGCUGGAGGCCCUUGGUAACCCCGCCAUGACGACGACCACGCCCCGGGGGGCGGGGACAAAUCGUAGGGGCCGCUACUGAGAGUCCGUAAUUGCACACCAUGCCCAUUAUUAUUAUUAUGGCUCCUUGCAUCGUUUUCUUAUACAUUUUUUUUUUUUUGUGGAACUUUUGUCCCCCGACUACUCGUAUUAUAUUAUUAUGAAUUUUAAUUUUUUUUUGUAAUUUUUGUUGUGUUCAAUGAAGUGGGAUUAAAAAAUAAUAAAAAUUUAUUAAGGCAAAGCAGCG